UGUACCGGAUGAGAUGUAUCUUGACGAUAGUGUAUGGGACACAAUUAAGGAAGCGCAAGGUGUUAUCAAUGCAAAACUAGCUCGCCGCACGCAAUGGGCCACGCUUAAUACGCGCAUGAUUAGAAGUACCAAGUGCGUGCUUGAUGAUCCAAAGCUUGUUCUUGACCGUGAAUUAGCAAGAAAGGCGGUGCUUUUUGCUGCCCCAUCUUUUGUUGGACUUACAUCCUGUGUUGGUGGUAAGACGCUAGCACGAUGCUGUGGUUUCUGGGUUCAUUGGGACGAGGAGAGUAAGAUUGGCACAGUUUUGACUACAUCACGUCUAAUUUGCACCAAGUCCCCAUCCAGGAGCGCCUGGUUAGGACAAGAAGAGUAUGAUAUUGAUGCUGAGGUUCUUGUGCACCUGCGGGGUAACACCACUGAGAAGGCCCACCUGCAGUAUCUUCAGAAGCACUAUGAUUUGGCCUUCUUCAGUGUUAAAGUAGAUCAACCUGUCCGUAGACUCCCUUUCAAUGAAGGUGUGAAACAUGCUGACCAAGUUUUGGAGCUUGGAAGAGAUGAAAGUUCGUUUCUGAGGAUAAACCAUGGUGUGGUAAUAUACGAGAGAGAGAACUUGCUUGAAAGAUAUCACUAUAUGCAUGUUGAUGGUACAGACCCACGUGCUAAGUAUGGCAAGGGAGGGCCACUCAUUGACUUUGAUGGAAAAAUUGUCGGAAUGGUCAAUGGCAACACCAGAGGGUCUUUUAUACCGUCUUCCAUUUUAGUCAAGUGCUUGCAGCUAUGGAGGAAAUUUCAGUGCAUCCCUCGUCCUCACCUUGGAAUGAAAUUUUGGUCAAUCAAGUUUGUAGACAUUGCUCUUGCUGAGAAUAUAUUGUACAUGUGCAAUAUUGAUGAUGGCCUUAUUGUUGAAGAGGUGUCACAAGGCUCGCAUGCAGAAAAACUUGGGAUACGAGAUGGUGAUGUUAUCAGGUGUGUUAACGGACAACACAUCUCUACUACAGUUGAGUUAGAGAAUAUGUUGCUGGGCAAAUGCGAGGAUGAGAGUGGUAACCUUAUUUCUGAACUGGAUGUCGAGCUUUCGAUAUUUCACGUACGCAAGUCUCUAUGGAGAAACAGGACAUUACAUGUAAAUGUGUCGGAUGAUGGUGAGGUUGUUGACAAAGGAGUUCGUUGUCCUUUUGGAAAAGGGACCUCAGUUUCCUUGGUGUCACCAGGUGAGCCCAGUGAAACAACUGAUCAACUGCCCAACGAGAAGCAGGGUGGGCGGAUGGUGUUGGUGACCAACCCGUGCCACUGCCUGAGCGUGGUGACCAGCACGAGUAGCGUCGCCACCAGGAGCAUGCUCGCACAGCUGCCCCUCAAGCUCCAAGAUUCGCCGCCAGGUCAUCAGCGGGAGGCACAUUUUAGGCCAUUGAUAGAAGCAGGAAGCAAUCUGGAGCAUCCGAUCAGGCUGGAGGCCUGA
Lolium rigidum is the source of this 1459-nucleotide messenger RNA. RefSeq lists its product as uncharacterized. Bases 14 to 1459 code for a protein of 481 amino acids. The record is from RefSeq and is a predicted model, not a curated record. Gene Ontology annotation, molecular function: protein binding. Lineage: Eukaryota; Viridiplantae; Streptophyta; Magnoliopsida; Poales; Poaceae. The transcript is spliced from 11 exons.